Stegastes partitus (bicolor damselfish) is the source of this 6048-nucleotide messenger RNA. It is a transcript of the gene pacs2, whose product is annotated as phosphofurin acidic cluster sorting protein 2. Lineage: Eukaryota; Metazoa; Chordata; Actinopteri; Pomacentridae. Gene Ontology annotation, molecular function: transmembrane transporter binding. The transcript has 25 exons. Gene Ontology annotation, biological process: protein localization to plasma membrane. The record is from RefSeq and is a predicted model, not a curated record. The coding region runs from base 185 to 2857 and encodes 890 amino acids.
GGAGAAAUGAGCUCGUCCUCCGGCGUCCACAUCGCAUUGACGUGAUUGUUUUUUUUUCCCGCCCCUCCACCCCAACACACCGCCGCACGGAUCCUCGCACCGAGAGCCGGAGAGGAGCCGCACCGGUGCGCUGCUGCUGUUUACAAACCUCGGUGUCGGACGGUCCCGCCCGCAGCCCCGGACCAUGGCGGAGAGAAGCGGCCGGCUGAGCUUCCCCGGCGGCGGGGCGCUCAACAGACCGGUGCCCAUGAACCUGUUCGCCACCUGGGAGAUCGACGGAUCCUCCCCGAACUGCAUCCCCAGAUUGUGCAGCCUGACGCUGAAGAAGCUGGUGGUGUUGAGGGAACUCGACAAAGAGCUGAUUUCUGUGGUCAUAGCGGUUAAAAUCCAGGGCUCCAAACGGAUUUUGAGGUCCCAUGAGAUUGUGCUGCCACCCAGUGGGUCCGUGGAGACGGAUCUGGCUCUCACUUUCUCACUGCAGUACCCACACUUCCUAAAACGGGAAGGAAACAAGCUGCAGAUCAUGCUGCAAAGACGGAAAAGGUACAAGAACCGAACCAUCCUGGGCUACAAGACUCUGGCGGUGGGUUCCAUCGACAUGGCCGAGGUGAUGCAGCAUCCGACGGAGGGAGGCCAGGUUCUGCCUCUCUGCAGCAACCAGAAAGACAUGCUGGGCAAAGUGGCAGAGAUCUGGAUCUUCUCCCUGUCCAGUCAGCCCAUCGACCACGAGGAGGCGGCGCUGCAGGGAGGACAGAAGAUCAAAUGCUCCGAUAACUACUCAGAGGAAGAGUACGAGAGCUUCUCCUCGGAGCAGGAGGCCAGCGACGACGCCGUUCAGGGACAGGAUCUUGAGGAUGACGAGUACGACGUGAGGAAGCCAAAGAAGCAGAGGAGGUCGAUUGUGAGGACCCCCUCCAUCACCAGACAGCAGAACUUUAAGCAGCGAGUUGUGGCUCUCCUGAAGCGCUUCAGAGUUUCAGACGAGGUUCUGGACUCGGAACAGGAUCCCGCAGAGCCACCUCCGGAGGUGGAGGAGGAGGAUCUGGACCUGGACAGCGUGGAGUUCGAGAACCCCAGCGACAGCGGCCCGGAGCUGGACGACGACGACAGCGUCCUCAGCACACCAAAACCCAAACUCAAGCCAUACUUCGAGGGUCUCUCCCUCUCCAGCUCUCAGACUGAGAUCGGCAGCAUCCACAGCAGCCGGAGCCACAGGGAGCCUCCCAGCCCGAUUGACCCAGAUAAAACCAAGUGUGGCGGCGGCAAGUUUCCAGAUGACGGCGUGUCUGAUAACGUCUCCUUUGAGCAGCCGGAGGCGGUGACUCCGACCACAGAGCUGGAGAUGGACAACAUGGACACGUUUCUGGAGAGGCUGCCGCCGAGUGGCAAAAUGACCAAGACGGAGUCGCUCAUCAUUUCAUCCAACAGGCAGGAACCGAAGUUGGCAGGGAGGCGAGGAAGGAGCACGUCGCUGAAGGAGCGCCAACCCAGCAGGCCGCAGAACGAGAGAGCCAACAGCCUGGACAACGAGCGCUCUCUGGACACACGGUGCCACCUGCAGAUCCCAAGAAAGACGGUUUAUGACCAACUAAACCACAUCCUGGUGUCUGACAACCACCUUCCUGACAGCAUCAUCCUCAUCAACACGUCAGACUGGCAGGGCCAGUAUCUGUCAGACAUGCUGCAGAACCACCAUCUGCCGGUGGUCUGCACCUGCACCACGGCCGACAUCCAGGCUGCGUUCAACACCAUCGUCUCCCGCAUACAGAGAUUCUGCAACUGUAACUCCCAGACGCCCAUUCCUAUAAAGAUCGCGGUGGCCGGGGCGCAGCAUUACCUCAGUGCCGUUCUGAGGCUCUUUGUGGACCAUCUUUCCCAUAAGACCCCUGACUGGCUCGGCUACAUGAGGUUCCUCAUCAUCCCUCUAGGUGCACAUCCCGUCUCCAAAUAUCUCGGCACUAUUGACUAUCGAUACAACAGUUUGUUCCAAGAUGCUGCCUGGAGGGACUUGUUCCACAAACCAGAGGCUCCUGUUGUGGCCCAGGAGAACCCGGACGUGGUGUCCAGGGUGACCCAGUACAUGGUGGGAGCCAACGGAGCUCACCAGCUGCCCAUCGCCGAGGCCAUGCUCACCUACAAGCAGAAGAGGAAAAAGAGCUUUCAUUUUGAUUUUGCAGUAAGCCCCGACGAGGACUCCUGUCAGAAGUUCAUCCCUUUCAUUGGGAUGGUGAAAGUUGGCAUUGUGGAGCAAACGUCUGCAACAUCAGGAGACUCUGACGACGCGGCUCCUCUGAGCUCGUCGCUGUUGUCCUCCACACCUCCACAAGUGUCCCCCGCUCUGAAGGAGGCGUCGCCCACACCGCCCUCCUCUCCCUCCGUCAACACCAGCUUCUGUGCUUACAGUUCUGGCGGUCAGGCGGAGCUGAUGGGGCUGCAGGUGGAUUACUGGGUGGCUCCGACGGAAAGGAAGAAAGACGUGGAGAAGCGGGACUCCUCCUCCAAAAACACUCUGAAGUGCAAUUUCCGCUCGCUGCAGGUCAGCCGGCUGCCACUGGGGGGCGCUGAGCCCAGCCCCCAGCCCACCAUGUCCAUGACUGUGGUGACCAAGGAGAAGAACAAGAAGGUCAUGUUCCUGCCAAAAAAGAGCAAAGACAAGGAGGUGGAGUCCAAGAGUCAAGUGAUUGAGGGCAUCAGCCGCCUCAUCUGCACUGCCAAGCACCAGCAGACCAUGCUGAGAGUGCUGAUCGAUGGCGUCGAGUGGAACGAUGUCAAGUUUUUCCAGCUGGCGGCUCAGUGGUCGUCGCACGUCAAACACUUCCCCAUCGGGAUCUUCGGACACACUAAAGGCCCUUACUAGCAGCACCUAAGAGACUGAAGCGUGGAGGACAGCUCCCCUUUUCCUCUCCUGGCCCUUUUCCCCUCGUGCCAACAGCUUUUAACCUCCUUCCUCCCUACUUUCCCUGCACACUUCUCUCUAUUCUGCCGUCUUAAUUUAAACUCCUGCUUUCCACCGUUGCAUUCGUCCGAUUAUUUAAUCUUUCGCGUGUUUUUUUAAUUUUCUAUUUAUGUAUAAAGCUUCUCGAGGCAAGGCUGCCGACGGAAAGCCUUUCUUUACUCUGCUUUUUAAAACAAACAAACAAAAAAAAUCCUGCUGAUGUUUUAUAGACUUUUGAGAGAAAAAAAAAAUCUAAUUAAGUAAUAAUUAGAAAUGACUUCUAACCUUUAACAUACUGAACGAGUGCCCAGGUCUCGCUCUGCCGUCAUGUUUUUAUUUUUAUUUUUUUAAUUUUAAUUUGGCGAGGUUGGUUUUUUUUAGCACUUGGCCAGCACAAUUAAUCAAGAAAUUUUGGAUUCGCAGCUCCAGGGACUGUUGGCGAUUCAUCGUCGAAAGGAAAAAGAAUAAACAGCCUCAGUGAAGAAGUGUAAUGUGCAAUAGACUGAAUACUGUGUGAAUGCGAUUUUGAGUUAACCUGGCACUGUUAGAGGAUUAUACACUGCUCUCAGUUGUGAUUUCCACUCUGUUUAACGCCCUCUUCUUCUUUACUUUCUCCUCCUGAGAAACUGGCUCAAGGUUUAAAGAGUUCGGACGAAAAUUAGAUGAAAAAGGAGAAGCUAAAACUGAAAAAUCUGCUUUUAGGAACAGAUUAAUAGCACAAGAUUACCUACAAACUUAAAGGAACGUAUUGACAUUUUGAGAAACGCACUUAUUUGCUUUCUUGUUGAGAGUUGGAUGAGAAGGUUGACACCACUCACGUGUCUGUAGGAUAACUAUGAAGCUACAGCUAACAGCUAGUUAGCUUAGCUUAGCAUAAAAAGUGGAAACAGGGGGAACAGCUAGCUUAGCUCUUUCUGAUGGUGACAAAUUCUGCCUACCAGCACAUCAGUUUCACUUAAUUAGUCCUUUUUGUUUGCUUAAAUAACCCGUACACAAACUGAGCCAAGCUAGCAUUUCUCUGCUUCCUCAAAUUAAAGUGUAAAGUGACGAACUUUGGUUUUAUUGUAGAUUAAUAGAAAGUAAUUAGACGCAUAAUCUCUGUAAAAAAAAAUAAAUAAAUAAAUUGUGGAGUUUAGGUUUUGUAUACAAAAGCAAAAAUUAUAUUUUUAAAACUUCAGACAGAGAAUUGCUAGCUGUUUCUCCUGUUUACAGUUUUAUACUUAGCUGUUGUGCUAAGCUAACAGCCUGUCAGCACACAGCUAGCCUGGCUCUGGUCAAAAGUAACAAAACCCUCCUACCAGCAUCUCUAAAGCUCACUGAUUAAAGCAUUAUAUAUCUUGUUUGUUCAAUCUGUACAAAAGCUGAGCCAGGCUAACUGUUUCUAGUCUUUGUGCGAGGCUAAGCUAAGCUAACUGCUUGCUAGGUGAAGUUUCAUAGGACGCUUACAAACCAGUUUUCUGAAGUGGCUCUCUUUUAACCUGCUCGAUCGCCAUGGUAACUGAUGCUGCACAGCUAACCUGCUCUGGAGGAGGUUCUGGUCAGAGUUUGGGAUUUAAAUCGACUCUAAGAAACGCCACCCUUUCGCUAAAUGGUUUCCUGAUUCUAUCCUCUCUGUGCUGUCCUCACGUUGCCCCGCAAAAAUACACAAGGAUGUUUUUAUGUUUGGUCCAACUACUGCUGGUACUGCACAGAGUAAAAAAUCGAUUAGUUUAUUGGUAUGUAUCACAGAGAAUGUCCACUUCACAAUAUUAAUUUCACUUGGAAUUAGGUCGAAACGAGAUCUAAACUGAAAAAGCCAAACAUUUUCAGACAGGGCCUCCGUUAAAGGAUCGCUCUGGUGUCACUAUGAAAAAGAAUAUUUAACAGAUAUUUCUUUUACAUCCAGAAUCAAUUAGGAGUCAAAAAGUCGAAUGUCCUCCUCGUUAAUGCUUCCAGAACAAAAGCAGCAGCCAUGAGAAGUUACACUCUGUUGUAAAGUUCGCUGCAGGAAGUGUAUUAGUUGUAAUUAUUGCACAUUUUUUCAAGUGCGUACUUGUGUAUAGAACAAUCAGUUGUAUUGGUUUUGAUUUUCUCAUCUUACUGAGCAAGAAAGCAAAUCUCUUAAAACGUCAAGCUGCUCCUUUAAUCUUAAAAUGACUCAAAUUGUGCAUCUUCUGUGUUAAGAUCCGUUUUCUCCUCCUAAAACGUCCAUUUGAACUCUCCUUCCUUUGAGCCCACACACUCCUCCGACACACUCCGUAUCUUUUGCUCAAAGCAAACGUUACUUUUGCCAAAGGAACUACUCAUCAGCUGCAGCUCACUCAUUACCUGUGUGGUAUUAUAGUUGACUUCAUAACGUAGAGGUGAAUGUAUUGAAGGUACCUUAAUGUAAAGCACUUUUAAAUGUUUGUCCAUUAUAGAUUAGUGUGUUACACCUUUUUCCCUCCUACUGGGAACCUGCAGGUACGACCGGUUAUUAUUAUUAUUAUUCUAUCUGAGCUGAACUACAGCACAAACAGUGGUGACUUAGGUUAUAUGCAAAGUGAACCAAGCAUCUGUAUCUCCUCGGUGCUGCAUAAUAAAGCUCAGCGUGAGGCCUCGUCGGACUGUUUUAGAUGAAUUUAGUUGAAUAUUUCGUGAGGCUAGAUUAGAACGUGUCUGUGGUGUACGUCAGUAGGCUCCAUCUUCAGUUGACUGUUAAGCAUAAAACUAAAAAAAGAAAAAAAAAUGCAUUUUUUGCUUAUAAAGUUUCUUUCAGUAGCUUCAUAACAUUUUUGCCAAUUUCUUGAUAAGUGCCUAAAUUGCUUAAUUUUGACAAAUCAAUAUAAAUAACUAUCCCUGGCUGAAAUGGUGCUGAUUCUGGUCCGACAACAAGAAAAUAUCUCAACGCAGCACACUGAUUUUUUUGCAGUCACUGAAAGGAGGAGAACUCGGUAGUUAAACCGACGGUACAGCCCAUUCAUGUUGAGCGUACAUUUGUUUCUGUAUGUAGAGGAUGUUUUAGAUGUUUUUGGUUUUUCAUGUCGUCUCAGAAAAAAAAAAAGGCUUGUUGAAACUGAAAGUUCCCUAAAGACUACCACUGUAAUCCCAAAAGAAACUGGGAGUAAUAAAACUACUAUACACACUAACAUGUA